AUGAGCAAGCAUACGAACAUUAGACGCCACGGGAUGGGUGGUCAUGAUGCGGAAGAGCUGAAGAGCUUCUGGGAAAAGGUCAUCCAAGAGCAAACUAAGCAACAAGAAGCUGAAGUGUCUAGGCUAAGCAAAAGUGCCCUGAACAAACUUCGUCAGGAAUGGACUCUGCGGCUGGAAGGUCGAGUAAAGCAGGUCCAGGCACACAUGAAAACACGGGAAGAACAAAUGACGCCACUCUCUAUCGAGGCUCUUCCCUCACCAGAUAAAACCGUUGCAUAAAGUUACUGUGCAAACACAGCUGGCACUGGGCCCACUUCUGACAUUCUGCAUGUGCCUACAAACCAGCAGUUACCUUGCUGAACAACCAAAAGAUCAGAUUCUGCCCAUUUUCUGAACCACUUACUAGAGCUACUAUUGAAGUCCUAUUGAAAUUCAGUACAAGAAUAAUGCUACAAGAGAAAAAAAAAAAAAAAGCACAAAGAAAUAGAUGAGAAGCAGACAACUCUCUAAUUUUCCAUGAUAUAUUAUUACUGUGAUGUAUCAGGAUUCUCUUAUGUAACCGCAUUUCCAAGAGACAACAGCAUAUUGCUAGGAAAGAGGGUGGCUUGUUUAAUAGGAAUAACACAUUCAGACAGCUACAUGGAAAUUUGCACAUUUCCAUUUACACAGCUCACAGAGUCUGGUUUACUCUGAGCUCACAGGUUUAAUGUAGACAUAAGAUGUUGUGUCUGUCUUGAAGAGCUACAGUUGAAAGAGUUAAGGAUUAGCCUGAUCAGCUGGCCAGGAGGAGAAAAAUAUUUUUAAUGGAAUGAGGAAAAAACCCCCAACUUUUCUGAUCAACAUAUAAGAAUAUUUAGAGAUCUUCAUAAUUAAAUGAACAGAAAAAAUUACUUCUACUUUCUUGGGGUAUGUAAGAGAAAGACUACUGAGCCAGUAGCCUUUAUUGUGAGCUAGUGUGACAAAUGUUAGAGUAGUAAGAGCAAGUCAGUGUGAAAGUUUGAAAUAGAAGGCAACAACUCAUAACAGCACAGAAAUGCUGUGCAAAG
Messenger RNA from Prinia subflava (tawny-flanked prinia), 1046 nucleotides. Its product is annotated as protein FAM240B-like. The record is from RefSeq and is a predicted model, not a curated record. The transcript has 2 exons. The coding region runs from base 1 to 279 and encodes 92 amino acids. NCBI's taxonomy places the organism in Eukaryota, Metazoa, Chordata, Aves, Passeriformes, Cisticolidae.